Hemiscyllium ocellatum (epaulette shark) is the source of this 3900-nucleotide messenger RNA. Its product is annotated as zinc-binding protein A33-like. The transcript has 6 exons. Gene Ontology annotation, molecular function: protein binding; zinc ion binding. NCBI's taxonomy places the organism in Eukaryota, Metazoa, Chordata, Chondrichthyes, Orectolobiformes, Hemiscylliidae. The record is from RefSeq and is a predicted model, not a curated record. Bases 1 to 1593 code for a protein of 530 amino acids.
AUGGCCGCUGACAAGCAGGUUUUAAUCUCUACUGAGGAUUUAACCUGCUCGAUCUGCCUGUCUGUGUUUGUGGAGCCGGUGCAGUUGGAGUGUGAGCACAAUUUCUGCAAAUCCUGCAUCCAGGCGUGUUGGGAAAACCAGGGGGAGGUGGUGUCCUGCCCGGAAUGUCGCGCGGUUUCCAAGCAGAAGAGUUAUAAGAAGGCCAGGGUGUUGGCCAAUCUCUGUGAGAAAGCCCGGCAGCUGGAGCUGAACCCGGGUCUGCAGCAGGAAGGGGGUCCCCGCUGUCUGGAACACGAUGAGAAGCUGAAGCUGUUCUGUCAGGACGACCGGGCUCUGAUCUGUGUCAUUUGUCGAGAUUCCCCCGCACACUCAGGCCACAGCUUCCUGCCUGUCACUGAUGCAGUGAGAAAGUACAAGGUCCAGCUGCAAUCCCCCUUGGAUUCCAUCAAGGAGAGAAAGAACAGGAAAAUUGAAUUGAAGCUUCAAGAGGAGGAGAAGAUUUCAGAACUGGAUGAACUCACACGAUUUCUGGAGCAACACAUCUCUGAACAGUUUGCCAAAAUUCAACAAUAUCUCGAAGACAAAAAGGCGUGCUUAAUUAGAGAACUCCAAAUGCAACGGGAUGAUGCUUUUAAAUUAAUUGACUUAAAUUUGGCAGAAAUUAACAAAGAAUUAAAAUCCCUUGAAGAGGAUGUAUCGAAACUUCAAGCCGUCAUUCACCAGGAAGACAAUAUCACUUUUCUCAAGGAAAUGAAAAGAUUGCCAGAAAGGUGCCUUGGGAGGGAAAAGAGUGAAAGUGAAGAAGAGACAAAUGAUGAUGUUGGUGAAGAUGACAAUAAAAAUGAAGGUGACAGUGAUGAUGAUAAAAAUGAUGAUGCAAGUGAUGAUGACCACGAUGAUGAUGAAAUUAAUGAUGGCACUGAUGACGAUGAAAAUGAGAGAAGUGAUGAAGUAAGUGAUCAUGAAUCAGAUGAAAAUGGUGAAGACGUGAUAGAGUUUAGUGACCUGAUACUGGGAAAGUUCAGGGGACCUUUGCAAUAUGCAAUAUGGAAGGAAAUGAAAGAAAUCCUCUCUCCAGUUCCAGCACCACUGCUUUUUGAUCCAGACACAGCACAUUCUCAGCUGACCGUGUCUGAUGACCAAACUAGCGUAGAACUCGAUGACAUGAAGGUUGUUCAUGAGUCGGAAUAUCUUUCUGUCCUGGGAUCAGAAGGAUUUACAUUUGGGAUACACUACUGGGAGGUGGCAGUGGGAGACAUCUCUGACUGGCUUAUUGGUGUAGCCACUGAGUCAGCCGCUGAAGAGGAAAUGGUGGAUAUUUUCCCCGAACAUGGCUAUUGGACUCUGUUAUUGAGAGAUGGAGAUGAAUAUUAUGCUGAUGAGACUCUGAAAUUGGAUGUGAAACCCAGGAUCAUUGGUAUUUACCUGGACUAUGAGGGAGGACAGGUGUCAUUUUACAAUGCUGAUGAUAUGUCUCAUCUCUUCACUUACACUGACAUAUUCACUGAAAAACUCUUUCCAUGUUUUGCUCUUGUUUGCAAUGAUGAUGUUGAAAACAAUGAGCCUCUUAGGUUGAACCACUUACUAGUAUGAAACAUUAAGCUAUAGAGAUUCAUGAGAAUAGAACAGAAAUGGAGGCCCGGAUUUUCCACUGCAUCAGACAAUCGUUAUUACAGUGAAGAUGGGGUAUGUCAGACCACACAAUUUCCAUCAUAGCAUUCUCUGAAAAUUGCCUUGUAAAUUUUUUGUUUCGCAAUUCCUCUAUGACAUGGAAUCCUCCAGAAGUCUGCAUUUGGCUUUCAGUUGAUCUGAUGAAAUUAAAUAAAGCAAGAACACAGGAAAUGUUAGGCUAUUAGAUAUGUAGUAUAACUCCUGAGUAACUAUGAAAGAGAGCUCAAUUUUCACUAAGGUACUGCAACUGCACAUUCUCUCAGACCUCUUACAACCCCAGACUCAACAUCCUCAAUCCCCUCCCUGCUAGAAUUUGCCCUUCACCAGACCUGACAUUGUCACCCCUCCCCCUGCCAGACCCUCCCCUCCAGCACCCUCAGACUUUUCUCACCUUCCCUCACUGCCCUGGACCUGAACUCCACAAAUCUGGCACCAACCCUGCCCAGCCCCUUCCAAACCUGAUUUCCCCCUCAUCCUGAGCUACCCUUAAGACUGCAUCCCUUACCUUGCACCCUUGCUUCCUAACCACCUGUCAACCCUACCCACGACUGAUCUGAUAUCCUACUCCUGCCAGCUUGCUCUAUGCAAAACUAGUCCCCUACUAACCUGACACCCUACCAGCCAAGCUCUGUAGUUCCUAUUCAUCUGGCAUUCUGCCCCGGCCCUUUACACCAUCCCUAGCUGCUAUCCCAGUUAAAUAGCAUCCUAUCCACUUGGCACCUGGCUUACCUGACAGCCUAUCCCUCCUACUCAUCUGGCUCUGUAUCCUUCCAACACCCUAACAUCAUACUUGCAGUAGCUGACUGCUAUGCCUUCCUCUGACAGUUGUGCCCCUAUGAACUAACAUUGGAAACGAAGCAAGGUUCUGCAUUUCUGACAAAGGCCUCAGCAGAAUCACCUGUUGGAAAUCCAGAGCUUCCUUCUUUCAUUAAGAAAAUAGAUGGGAUGGAGUGCGUUCUGUGUGAGAUUGCAAAUUUCUUGGAAAAUCUAAAUCUUAAUCCUUUUGCUGCAACUCCUAUGAUCCUACAAAUACAGCAGGAACCUAGAACUCCCAGCGUGCCGCAAGUAUGUUCUGUUCAAUGAGAAUAACAAACUGAUAACAGGUGGAAAUGCCAUCUGGACCAACCAACCCAACCACUCCGUGGCUCAACACUUUAACUCUCCCUCUCACUCCACCGAAGACAUGCAGGUCCUUGGACUCCUCCAUCGCCAGAACAUAACAACAUGACGGUUGGAGGAAGAGCGCCUCAUCUUCCGCCUGGGAACCCUCCAACCACAAGGGAUGAACUCAGGUUUCUCCAGUUUCCUCAUUUCCCCUCCCCCCACCUUGUCUCAGUCGAUUCCCUUGAACUCAGCACCGCCCUCCUAACCUGCAAUCCUCUUCCUGACCUCUCCGCCCUCACCCCACUCCGGCCUAUCACCCUCACCUUGACCUCCUUCCACCUAUCACAUCUCCAUCCCCCCUCCCCCAAGUCCCUCCUCCCUACCUUUUAUCUCAGCCUGCCUGGCACCCUCUCCUCAUUCCUGAUGAAGGGCUCUGGCCCGAAACGUCGAAAUACCAUCUGUGUAAAUCAUUUUCAGGAGAGGGUUUGUCAAACAGUCCUGAUGUCUGCCAGCAUUUUACUGUUAUUCAUUUCUUGUAAUAUUCUUGUGAUAGUAAUUUUCAAGCUUUGACUGUUAAGUGAGGACAUGAAAUCAAUUUUGAUUCAGCGACAAUAGAGUUACUGGAUUAAUAUUGAUAUUUUUAAUGAAGAAAGGUUUAGUGAAUAGAUUUCUGUGUAUUUUGAAGAGUUUUAAUUGCUUGUUUGCAAGUUUGUUCAGCAGAGAGAAACACCUCUGAACAACUUUCAGCUUCAGAAGAGGAGAAUGUGAUUUGGAAUUGUACAAGUUAGUGAUUAGAAUUUUCUCUCAGUGAAGUAGGUACAGGCAAUAAAAUGCUAAUGGGAGAGUGGAGAAAGGAAUCAAACCAAUCUGCAGAAAAUCAACUCUUUAAAACAUUAUUGUUGAGGGAUAUUGGACACAAAAUUCAUUUUAACAUCCAUUUAAAAUAGAAUUGCAGUGAAAAAUGAAAAGUUUUCUACUUUAAUAUGUGGAAGUAAUAUGAAGAAAAUGUAAAAACCUUGAAGUACCUCUCAAAGUAUCUUCAACAUGGACACUGAAACUUGUAAGGUUGUGUUGUUAGCAAUUGUAUACCAUAUACUGUACAAUUGUUCCACUCCUUUGGUACAC